Xenopus tropicalis (tropical clawed frog) is the source of this 1527-nucleotide messenger RNA. It is a transcript of the gene gng7, whose product is annotated as guanine nucleotide binding protein (G protein), gamma 7. The record is from RefSeq and is marked provisional. Gene Ontology annotation, biological process: G protein-coupled receptor signaling pathway. Lineage: Eukaryota; Metazoa; Chordata; Amphibia; Anura; Pipidae. Gene Ontology annotation, molecular function: G-protein beta-subunit binding. Gene Ontology annotation, cellular component: heterotrimeric G-protein complex; plasma membrane.
CGACCGGCCUGCAGGCAUUUCUCACAUUUGUGGCUAAAGAACUGAUGGCAAAUCAUGUCAACCUCUAAUAACAUAGCACAGGCUCGGAAGCUGGUGGAGCAGCUGAGACUUGAGGCUGGAAUAGAGAGAAUUAAGGUCUCCAAAGCUGCUGCAGACCUUAUGAACUACUGUGAGCAACAUGCCAAAAAUGACCCUCUGCUGGUUGGAGUGCCAACUUCAGAGAAUCCAUUUAAAGAUAAAAAGCCAUGCUCCAUCUUAUAAAUGUCAGUUUCUGGACACCUCUGUGGUUCUCAGACCAGCUAUAGAUGUGUGAUGCAAAUAUUUGGAUCAAAUCCAGUUUUAUUAGUAACCUGCAGUUAACUCAGAUUGCUUAAUGUUUUUGCAAAGUGCAAAACAAAAGAAAGAAGAAUUGCAUAUACAAGGACCAGACCCUUAAAAAGAUUUCGAAAAGGGUUCCAUUGUGUUGUGGUCAUUAAGAUGGCAAAUGAAGUAACUGGUGUGUUAGCGUGUUAGUUUCUUUUCUGUUUUUUUUUUUGUUUUUUUUUUAAUUUCUCUUGUAUGUGUGACCAAGGAAAGCUGGCAGUAAUGUGUUUUACAAGGGUUUACAGCCCAUAAAUAGGUCAAUUAUCUUUUGUACUAAUUUAAUUACAAUAAUAACAAAAUUAUGAUCCUUGUAUGAGCACUCUCAAAUCAUGUGCAGGCAUUGUCAUAAUUAUUUCAUCUUCAAGCAAAAAAGUGAAGAAAUGUUCAAAGGGGGCAACCUUAAAUUCAAUGUGUAUUGCUGUAUGAGAGUGUGAUUUAUAUUCUUCUUAAUGAAAUCACCUUAUGUAUUUACAUUUAAAGCAUCACUGAUUAUAGCCUUUUUGUAGUUGUUGUAACACUUAGAAUUUAUUCAUAGUGUGCCAAGAAUUUGCUGUAGCUGCAUACAGCAGAGUGUUUAUGAUUGUGUGACGGUCUGGAACUUAGUCUUCCCUGUACUGCUCUUUAAGUAUCGGGUAUAUCGACAGUGCAUUGGAAAAUCUCCACAUUGUACAUAAAUAUGGUACUCUAGGGUGACUUGCCAGGUUCUAAUGUGCGAAAUGCAUGGGAAUAUUUCCUUAGUUCGAUGUUUAGAUAUACAAAUGAGAUAAAUGGUACAUGUUAAUUCUGCUGUAGGUGCUAGUGGUAUGUUUUUUGUUUUUUUUUUUGUGUAGAGGUGAGUGGGAGAGGCAAAAUUUGUUUUGAAUACCAAGAAUAUUUGUUGUUCUUUUUAGUUAAAAAGGGGGCUUAGGAUUCCCCUAAAUACUACUGCUGCCGUUGGGUGUUAUGGGCCAAACUAUGUUUAUCUCUAGGGAUUUUGCUGGAGCAAGAAGAAAGGAAGAUAUAUGCCACAGUCAGUUGACCUGGUGGAUUAUUUUCUGUCUUGGUUUAUAAUGUUUUGUCCAAGCUGCUGUUAACUAUACAUAAAUGGAAAAAUCCCUGUUGUUUAAUGGAGCUUUUCAUCAUAUAUACCAAUGAAAUUAAUAAAUCAAACAAUCAGUGUUCCAA